AUGAAAUCGAACGCCUCUCUCAUUUUCUUGACAGUUCUCUUGGCCGCUAUCGCUACCGUGGCCCAAGCCGGACAUUUCUAUACCACCAAUCGGGCCAAGAGAGAUCAGGCUGUCGCUCAAGGAUACCAAGUUCAAGGCAUCGCUGGAUAUGUUUUCAACAAACCUUCUACCUCCAAACGUCCAUCGACCGGUCCUAUCUACCACGCGUAUUCUUCAUACUCCCAAGAUCAGACCUAUGUCAACAGUCUCGAAGCCCAUUUGGGUACUGUCGGCAUGGGUUAUCAAGAUAUGGGAAUAUCGUGGUACAUGUACACCAAGCCCUCGGACUGCAGAUCUCCUUUGUACAUCUUGUUUAAACCCGCAUUCCCCUAUGACCAUUACUACACUACCGAUAGAGCUGAGGUUGAUACUGCCAAAGCUAACAAGGGAUACUUGGAACUGGGAAUUCUCGGUUAUUUGAAUGAAGAAGUCAGGCUGCUCUCUGCCCAGGCACUCAAAGAAUAUGUAGGUCGCCAUCAAUUGGUCGCCGUUAUGUCGAGGGAGCUGUCAGGGGAGGACUUGAAGAGAUUCUACGGCGAGGUCAACAGCAUCAUCUGGACACUCGUGCAGAGUGUCGACAACAACGACAAGCUAUGUGGCGUUAUGAUUAUAGGUACCGCCGUCGUCAAAUCCGAUCCUCCCCACAAGCUGAUCGGUAUUGAAGGAGAAGAAAACACCACACAGGAGACCCGUUUCGCAAACUAUCUACGCCAACUCUUCCCCGCAGACGUCAGGACAAUGACAGUUGCUGCCAGGGCACUAGGUAAAUUGGCACAGCAGGGAGGAACAUUCACCACUGAGUUCGUCGAGUUCGAGCUGAAGAGGGCAAUUGAGUGGCUCACCGCUGCUGCCGAUGCUCUUAGUGCAGUCUUGCUCAUCGUCUCGGAUCGUGACAGCCCGAACAAAACCAGCUGGUACAACAGGAUCAAUGAGGAGGCUCAACGGGGCUUGCGUAUCGCAACAACAGAGAGCAUCCAUGGAUCACUUUUGAUAUACCGGGAGCUCUUGCUCCAUGCCGGCAUGUUUAUGCAUGAGCGAUACAUGCCUACUUGCGAAACUGUCUUCCAAUACAGAGAUCAUCGGGAUGGCCUUGUCCGGAGGGCGGUAAUCUCUCUUAUCCCAGACUUGGCAGCCUACAACCCACCUGAGUUCGCCAGCGUAUACCUCCACCGUUCAAUGGUUCACAUUCUCAAUCAACUUCGCAAGGACAAGGAGCGCUCUCUCAUGAAGGAGAAGGAUCGGUCAAACGCGUUCCUGGCCAUAGGAAAGGUCGCUUUGGUCGCAGGUGCUGAUAUGGGCGAGUUCUUAGACGACAUUUUGGUGUGCAUAAAGGACGGACUCCGUAUGAAGAGUAUGCUGGCGAACGCAGUCGGACAGGUGCUCACCAAGCACAUGCACGAGCUUUUGGAGCUGAUGUUCGCGACGGGAUUGAGCGAGCCGCUACGCCAAUCAUUGACAGAUCUUUCCAAUUACUCAAUCAUUCUUGCCCUUACGACGCUCGGAUCUUUCAACUUUUCAGGACACGUUUUGAACGAAUUUGUACGGGAUUGCUGUAUUCCCUAUCUGGAGGAUGACAACGCCGACAUAAGACGCUCCGCCGCUCAAACCUGCUGCCAGCUUUUCGUCCGAGACCCAAUCUGCUUCCAGACUAGUGCGCACGCUGUUCAGGUUGUCGGUGAGGUACUUGAGAAGCUGCUGACUGUUGGAAUUGCGGACCCGGAUCCAAUUAUUCGCCAGACAGUCAUGGCUUCGCUGGAUGGACGGUUCGACCGUCACCUCGCCCAGGCGGAGAAUGUCCGUUCGCUGUUCAUCGCCCUUAACGACGAGGUUUUCGCUAUUCGCGAAUACGCUAUCUCCACCAUUGGGCGACUUUCCGUCCACAACCCCGCCUAUGUCAUGCCCUCCCUCCGAAAGACGCUGAUUCAGCUUUUGACCGAGAUCGAGUACUCAGGAGUGAGCCGAAACAAGGAGGAGAGUGCGCGACUUCUGGCUCUGCUGGUGAUCGCCUCCCAGCGUCUUGUCAAACCCUACGUCGAGUCGAUCAUAAAAGUGCUGCUUCCAAAGGCCAAGGACCAGAGCGCUGGAGUCGUCUCCAGCAUUUUGGCGGCGCUAGGUGAACUCGCAAGGGUCGGCGGAGAAGAUUUGCUUCCCUUUAUGGACCAGCUCAUGCCUUUGAUCAUCGACACCCUGCAGGAUCAGAGUUCGCCUACAAAGCGCAGUGCUGCCUUGAAGACACUCGGUCAGCUCUCUUGUAACACCGGCUAUGUUAUCGAUCCCUACAUCAAGUACCCCGGCCUACUGGACACGUUGCUGACGAUUCUGAAGACAGAGCAAUCGGCCAGCAUUCGCAAGGAGACUAUCAAGUUGCUCGGUAUUUUGGGAGCCCUCGAUCCAUAUCGCCACAAGCAAAUGAUGAUGGACAAAGUGGAAGACAAUCAGCCAGACAAGUCGCAGAGCUCGGACGUGUCACUACUUAUGGCAGGACUUGGCCCAUCAUCUGAGGAUUAUUAUCCUACGGUUGUCAUCAAUGCCCUCUUGAAGAUUCUCAAGGAUCCAUCUCUGAGCCAACAGUACCAGCCAGCUACCCAGGCCAUUUUGAACAUCUUCCAAGCACUCCAACUCAAGAUGGUGCCGUUUUUGCCACAGAUUAUGCCAGUGUAUUUGAGUAUCAUGCAGUCUGGAACUUUGCUCAACCUCGACUUUUACUUUGAGAAGAUGGGCUUUUUGGUCCUGGUCGUCAAGCUUCAUAUCCGCCCUUAUCUCCCUGAUCUGCUUCAGCUCGUCAAGGACAACUGGAGUCAUACACGGCUGCAGGAUCGUAUCAUUGGAUUGGUAGAGAGUAUUGCAGGCGCCCUGGAUGGAGAGUUCAAGGCUUAUUUGCCUAACCUGCUUCAGUCCUUCCUCGCUGUGUUCGACACUGAUAUGACAGAAAGACAUGACACGUCAAUUCGUGUUUUGCAGGCGUUUGUCAAGUUCGGUUCGAAUAUCGAGGAAUACAUGCAUCUGGUCAUUCCAGUGCUCGUGAAGACCUUCGAGAAACCGGAUGCCCCUAUGACCUUGCGCAGGACUGCCAUCAGCACCAUCGGCACACUUGCAAAGAAAGUCAACUUUUCCGACUAUGCCUCAAGGAUCAUUCAUCCCUUUGCUCGUAUUCUGGCUCUUCCUGGACCUGAACUGCGCAUGCCAACCAUGGACGCGCUGUGCUCGCUAGUCCUUCAACUGGGACAGGACUAUGUCAACUUUAUUCCUAUGAUCAAGAAGGUUUUGAUCCGAGCCCGGAUUAGUCACUCGAAUUAUGAUCUCUUAGUUUCAAAGCUGCUGAAGAGGGAGCCUCUUCCUCUGGACUUGCCUGGCUUAGGUGAUGACCGCUAUGUCGUUAUGGCCGAUGUUCCACAAGCAGAAUCAGGAAUCCGGAAGUUGCCUGUUAACCAGCUCUCACUUCGAAGGGCCUGGGAUACCCAGCCGCGCUUCACCAAGGAUGAUUGGGCUGACUGGAUUCGCAGGCUUUGCUUGGAGAUGCUCAAGGAGACCCCGUCUCACGCUCUUCGUGCCUGCGCUGACAUGGCCAACUCGUACCACCCUCUGGCCAGAGAGCUCUUCAAUGCCGCCUUUGUGUCUUGCUGGAGUGAGCUACUCGAUCAAUACAAGGAGGAGCUGGCGCGAGCAUUAGAGACAGCCCUGGUCGCCCCCAACAUCUCGCCAGAGAUUACCCAGAUUCUGCUCAAUCUUGCCGAGUUCAUGGAGCACGAUGACAAGCCCUUACCAAUCGACAUUCGCACAUUGGGAGAGUACGCCGCCAAAAGUCACGCCUUCGCCAAGGCCUUGCAUUACAAGGAGCUCGAAUUUUUGACCGAGCCAUCGACCAACGCCAUAGAGGAGCUGAUCGGAAUCAACAACAACCUCCAACAGCCCGAUGCUGCAGCCGGUAUCCUCACGCAUGCCCUGCUCCACCACGAUUUUGAGCUCAAGGAGGCCUGGUACGAACGUCUUCAGCGAUGGGAGGAUGCCUUGGCGGCUUACGAGAGGAAACAGCUCGAAAACCCCAAUGACCUGGCCUUGACCAUCCAACGCAUGCGCUGCUUGCACGCACUCGGCGAAUGGGACGCCCUUUCAUCCUUGGCGCAGGUCAAGUGGGGCAACUCACCAGUUCAGGUCCGGCGUAGAAUGGCCUCGUUCGCAGCAGCCGCUGCCUGGGGCCUGGGGCAAUGGGAGCUUUUGGAUGAGUAUAUCUCCGCCAUGCAGGACAACUCUGACAGGGCGUUCUUUAAAGCCAUUUUGGCGUUGCAUCGCAACCAGUUCCCUGAGGCCGAGAAAUAUAUCGACAAGACCCGGAACAUGUUGGAUACAGAGCUGACGGCGUUGGUCGGUGAGAGCUACAACCGAGCGUACGCAACGGUGGUGCGUGUCCAGAUGAUGGCAGAGUUGGAGGAAAUCAUCGCCUACAAGCAGUUCCACGAUCAGCCCGAUCGACAGGCAACGAUUCGCAGAACCUGGAUGAAGCGCCUGAAGGGAUGCCAGCGGAACGUCGAGGUCUGGCAGAAGGUGAUCAAGGUUCACGCCAUCGUCAUUUCACCAGAGCAAGAGAUGGAGAUGCGAAUCAAGUUUAUGAACUUGUGUCGCAAGAACGGUCGUCUGAAGCUGGCGGAAAACACGAUGGCGACGUUGAUGGGACCAGGAACGGCGGAUAUGAGCUUCUCGGCCAUGACCCAGGUGACGCCACCUCAGAUUGUCUACGCUAAACUCAAGUACAUGUGGGCUACAGGAGUCAGGGAGCAGACCUUGGAUUGUCUUCGUCAGUUCACUGAGCGACUUGCUUCGGAUCUUGGCCUUGGAACAGUCGAGGAUGUCGGCAUUGCCAUGACAGGUGCCAACCAGCUCAACGGAAAUGUCAUUGACUACUCCCGAUUGCUUGCCCGUUGUUACCUCAAGCAAGGAGAGUGGCAGUUCGCUCUGCAGGAUGGCUGGACACAUGUAAGCUACCAAAGACGCCUUGAGAUCUGGACUGAGGACUCUAUCGAGGACAUUCUGACGCCAUAUCUCUACGCCACACACUUGGACAAGGAGUGGUACAAGGCUUGGCACACUUGGGCUCUGGCGAACUUUGAGGUGAUCACCUUCUACGAGAAGAACCCUCCUCCCAACCAUGCAGGACGCGACCCUGGACUCCAGUAUGUGAUUCCGUCUGUCAUGGGCUUCUUCAAGUCCAUUGCCCUCUCUGCGGAAAAUUCGCUUCAAGACACUCUGCGUCUGCUGACUCUUUGGUUCAAGUUUGGUCACCGUACCGAUGUCAGCGCCGCAUUGAGCGAUGGCUUCUCGAGCGUCAGCAUCGACACUUGGUUGCAGGUUAUCCCGCAGCUGAUUGCUCGUAUUCACGCGCCCAGCCCGAAUGUCCAUCGACUGAUCCACCAGUUGUUGGCUGAUGUUGGAAAGGAGCAUCCACAAGCCCUUGUGUACUCCCUCACUGUCGCCUCCAAGUCACCCAGUGUCCUGCGCAAGAAUGCUGCCCUGGCCAUCAUGGAAAAGAUGCGUAUCCACAGUCCGUUGUUGGUUGAGCAGGCCCUCCUGGUCAGUCAGGAGCUCAUUCGUGUUGCUAUUUUAUGGCAUGAGAUGUGGCACGAGGGUUUGGAAGAGGCCUCGCGUCUUUACUUUGGCGACCGUAAUAUCAAUGGAAUGCUGGCACAGCUGGAGCCUCUCCAUAUGAUGCUGCAAAGGGGACCCGAGACUCUUCGUGAGAUCUCAUUCAACCAAGCUUUUGGACGCGAUCUGAAGGAGGCACAGGAUUGCUGCAUUCGAUAUGGACAGAGUCAGGAUAUCAACGAUCUUAACCAGGCCUGGGACAUCUAUUACCAGGUCUUCCGAAGAAUCGCCAAGCAGCUUCCUCAGCUCAGCACCUUGGACCUGCCUUACGUCUCGCCACAGCUGGAAGGCGCGCGGGAUUUGGAGCUGGCGAUUCCCGGAACGUACAAGAGUGGCGAGCCCAUCGUGAAGAUUUCUUCGUUUGUGCCGACACUCACGGUGAUGACGUCGAAGCAGAGGCCUCGCCGACUCACAGUCAAGGGAAGCGAUGGACGCGACUACCAAUAUCUGCUUAAAGGACACGAGGAUCUGCGUCAGGACGAGCGUGUCAUGCAGUUGUUCGGACUGGUCAAUACGUUGCUUUCGAGUGACCCUGAGACGUUCAAGAGAUACCUCGGCAUCCAACGGUACCCAGUCAUCCCACUUUCGCCCAACUCUGGUCUGAUUGGUUGGUUGCCCGACACCGAUACGCUCCACACCCUGAUCCGUGAUUUCCGCGAGAGUCGCAAGAUCCUGCUCAACAUUGAGCACCGAAUCAUGUUACAGGUGGCGCCAGACUACGACAACCUGACGCUGAUGCAGAAGGUCGAGGUCUUUGAGUACGCGUUGAACAACACUGGCGGCCAAGAUUUGUACAAGGUACUCUGGCUCAAGAGUCGCAACUCGGAGGCAUGGCUGGAUCGUCGUACCAACUACACUCGGUCGUUGGCUGUCAUGUCUAUGGUCGGCUACAUUCUGGGUCUUGGAGAUCGUCAUCCUUCCAAUUUGAUGUUGGAUAGGAACUCGGGCAAGGUUGUGCAUAUUGAUUUUGGAGAUUGUUUCGAGGUUGCUAUGCAUCGCGAGAAAUUUCCUGAGCAGAUUCCUUUCCGACUCACGCGCAUGUUGACCAAUGCCAUGGAGGUCAGCGGUAUUGAAGGCAACUUUAGAAAUACCAGCGAGAAUGUCAUGCGUGUGCUACGCGAGAACAAGGAGAGUUUGAUGGCCGUCUUGGAAGCUUUCGUCUAUGACCCUCUUAUCAACUGGAGAAUCCUGACCACCAGUCCACGCCAGCCUAUGGAGAAUGGACAGGGAGGCGGCCAGAAUGCGGCGGCGAACGAGUCGGCCAUGGAUGAACAAUCGCGUAACAUGCGACGAGCCCUGCCCAGUGAACGAGAACUCGUCCGGGACAACAUGAAGAUGGAGAACCAGCCUGAACAGCUGAACCAACGAGCGGUAACGAUUAUUAACCGUGUGACGAACAAGCUGACAGGCAGGGAUUUCAAGCCAGAUCGACCCUUGGAUGUGCCUUCCCAGGUCGAGAAGCUGAUUCUGCAAGCGUCCUCCUACGAGAACUUGUGUCAGUGCUGGAUCGGAUGGUGUGCUUUCUGGUAG
Messenger RNA from Linnemannia hyalina, 7206 nucleotides. Lineage: Eukaryota; Fungi; Mortierellomycota; Mortierellomycetes; Mortierellales; Mortierellaceae. The record is from the annotation of a GenBank genome assembly.